Tetrahymena thermophila SB210 is the source of this 1668-nucleotide messenger RNA. Its product is annotated as transmembrane protein, putative. Lineage: Eukaryota; Ciliophora; Oligohymenophorea; Hymenostomatida; Tetrahymenidae. The transcript has 8 exons. The record is from RefSeq and is a predicted model, not a curated record.
AUGGCAGAUAAUUCAUAAAACAAUAACCCUGCAAUUAAAUAAGUAGAAUUACCUUUAUAAAAUAAUGAAAAUGGUUAAUAGAAUAAAUAACCUAAUUACCAAUCUAUUAAUCCUUAUCAAUAUAAUGAACAAUAAAAUAAUAAUCCGUUUGUAGCAGUGUAUAUCCCUGAAAAUGAUCACCGUUUAGAAGCUAAUCUUUAGCAAAAAAAUUAAUCCAGGUUUGAAGAAGAAAAAGCAAAAUUUUAAAAAGAUUUAAAUGGUAUUAAAGAAUAUGGAGUGAAUUUAUACUAAGAAACGAAACUAAAGGCCAAAGAUAAAUAUGAGGAAAUAAAAUAAGCGAACCCUAUAUUGUAAAAAGUAGAGAGUAAAGGUAAGCAGAUUUUUGAUAAAGCAAACAAUCUUGCGGAUUAGAUUAAAUAAGAAUAUGAUAAACUUGAAGAAAAAUACAAGGAGUUUAUGAGAAAGUAAAAUGAAAAACUAAACGUUUGGGCAAGGACUAAAUUGUAAAUUAUUAUUAUGGAUAUGAUUACUAAGUCUAAAGAUGACAUAAAAGAGGCUAUUAAAGAUCCAUAUAUGUAUGAAUGGGUUAAAAAGAUUAUUGAUGAUAUAAUUGAUGAUAAUUGGCCUUAUAUUGAAUAAGAAAUACUAUAUAGAUUAAGGAUGGUUAUAGACUAGCCAAUAAUUCAUAAAGAAGAAGAUCCAAAAAGAUGUUGCUUAAUUGAAUGCUUUUAUUAUUUACCAAAUAAAUAUUUGUAUGAAAGAAUACCAUAUAAUAAAUCCUCUUGGUACUAAUUUAGGAGGCUUUGGUUCUGGUUUUUCAUGCUUUUUGAAAUAUUUCCUUUUUACGGGGUAUAAAGUUUUUUCUAUAGCUUAGUGUUCUUAAUAAUAGAUAAAACAGAUGAAUGGCAAUUAGUGAGAUUUAUUAUUGUUUAUAAGUAACUGUAAUUUUUUAGCAGUGGAAUACUUGGAGGCUUUAUUGGCUAUGUUCAAUAUUUCUUAUGCUCAUCAUUAGGGAAAAAAAGUUAUUUAGAAUAAUUUAAAAAUUGUGUUGAUAAUGGCCCUGGUGUAAAUGUAAAUAUGUAUGCAGAUAUAGUUGGAAUUUUCCUCUAAAUAAUAGUUGCAUGGAUUGCAUACCUUCUCAUUCCAUUAUCAAGGUCAAAAGGAAAAAAUAUUGAAUUUAGGUAUAACAAAUAAAAACUUGAAUAAGAUAAUGCUAAAAAAGAGGAUGAUGAAAAGUAGUGUUGUUGUUGCAUACUAGAUGUUUCUAAAGGAGGCAGAUUCUACAAAUUUAUGAUAUAUGAUUUGGUAGUUUUUGUAAUAAUGGUUGGAGUCUUUUUAAUUUUUGUAUUUGCCAUAGAUAAAAAGAAUGAGUGGCAAAUAAGAUAAAUUUUAUUUAUGUCAAAAACACUAUACUGCCUUCUGAAUUUCCCUUUCUUAAUUUUUGCUUUUCCAAUACUACCCUAGAUCAUCACUGCAGCCAGGAAAACAGGAUAUGAUUAAUAUGGAGUUUGUGUGCCUAAAAUAGUAACAUACACAAACAAAGAAUGGGAUGAUAUAGAAAAGAAAUACGACUAAUCAAGAAGUAGAAUAAUCGCCUCAUUAGAUGAUGAUGGGGAAGAAGAGUAAAAAAUCUUAAAUGAUAUAAAUGUUGAAGAGCUAUACAAAUGA